Molecule: messenger RNA, 481 nt
Organism: Tripterygium wilfordii
Lineage: Eukaryota; Viridiplantae; Streptophyta; Magnoliopsida; Celastrales; Celastraceae
Product: basic blue protein-like
Exons: 2
Coding region: 82-459 (125 amino acids)
Cellular component (GO): plasma membrane
Molecular function (GO): electron transfer activity
Source: RefSeq, a predicted model, not a curated record
CUCUUGUUUUUCAUUCACAGAUAACUUUCUUGCUCGUAACAGUUCCAGCUUUACUUAGUUACUUGCUCGUAUACUUACAGGAUGUCUCAGGGAAGAGGCAGUGCAUGUAGAAUCCUGCUCAUUGGAGCACUGAUAUGUGUAGUUCUCCAUGCUGAGCUUGUCCAAGCUGCAACUUUUACGGUCGGAGAUGCCCGUGGAUGGACCUUUAACGUGAACAAUUGGCCAAAAGGAAAGCGAUUUCAAGCCGGUGAUGUGCUCGUGUUCAAGUAUGACUCGACGAUCCACAAUGUGGUGGUUGUUGACAGAGAUGGUUACAACAACUGCAGGACUCCCAGAGGAGCAAAAGUGUAUAGAUCAGGGAAGGAUCAGAUAAGGUUAGGGAAGGGACAGAACUUCUUCUUGUGUAAUAUUGCUGGGCAUUGUGAAUCUGGAAUGAAGAUUGCUAUCAAUGCAGUGUAGAAUCUCCAAAGUGUUAUCACCA